Messenger RNA from Kluyveromyces marxianus DMKU3-1042, 438 nucleotides. RefSeq lists its product as uncharacterized. The record is from RefSeq and is a predicted model, not a curated record. The coding region runs from base 1 to 438 and encodes 145 amino acids. The transcript has a single exon. Lineage: Eukaryota; Fungi; Ascomycota; Saccharomycetes; Saccharomycetales; Saccharomycetaceae.
AUGGCUUCACACAGCAAUUCAACUUCAUCCCCUGUGUCAAAAGUGGUUACCCCACGAGAUGUAGAGGAAUAUGUAAAGGAAAACGCAUUAAUUGAUGACACUGAAAGUGUUACCUCAUUAAAAGCUUCUAAUAUAGACCUGAAAAAGAAAGCUAUCCCCGACUUUAACCAGCCUGCCAUCGAUGGGGCAGAGUUCCCAGAGGAGUAUGAAGUGGAGACAAGGACAGGUUUGGUGAAAGUUUCAACUUUACAUAAGUUAAAUAGACAGGAUACCAGAGUUACGCAGCAUUCGUCAAAGAAAGGCAUCGAGAAGGAACAUGAGCCGCAUGGCUAUAAUGCUGAGAAACUCCAGAAGCGUAUCGAACAGAAUCAAAAGGAAAUAGAUAACUACCACAAUAGGUCUGGAUUCAAAAAGUUGUUGGACAAGAUAUUUGGCUGA